AUGCACCUUCCCAGUGGGUGGCGCAAUGGCUUGCGCAUCUUGCAUGACACUGCAGGAUGUGAAGGUUACAACCGUGCUGCGCGGCCCAUUGCUGGCAGCAUAGCUGAACUACUGGCAGCGCUGGACAUCGAGGAUGAUGGUACUGACCACGCAGUGGAAAGGCAACGACUGAAGAGGACCUACCGCGAGCUGUCCGUGAAGCAUCACCCUGACAAGUCCCAAGAGUCAUCUCGAUUCCAACGGCUGCGGCACGCUUACGAGAUCCUGGAUGACCCAGUCAAGCUGUUGCUGUAUGACAGCGGAGGCAUGGAACUGGUGCGACAGUACGAGAUGGACGAGGUCCCCAGAUCUGAGAACUUGGAGGUUUCUCACAGCAUCUCCCUGGAGGACUCAUAUACAGGGGCUGAGUACACCUUGGAGCUCAGCAGGCAGAUAUUAUGCCUUUCCUGUCGACAACAACCGCGCCUAGCACGAUGCCGAGGCUGCCGGGCAUGCCCUGACGAAGUACACUUGCGUCAGGUUUGGGUUAACCAGUGGGAGUAUUUCAUGGAGGAGGUGCAUGCGCCCAGUCCUGAGAAGUGCAGGCAAACAGACCUGAGCUUGAACAUGACAGUCGAGCGAGGUGCCAUGACCGGAGACAGACUGCAAUUUGAGUUCAUGGCUGCCCAGAUUCCGCGACAUGUUCCAGGCGAUGUGCUCGUCAAUGUCCACGUGCUCAAGCAUCCCCUGUUCAAACGGAUGGGGUCGGAUCUCGUGCUGCUUCUCCGAAUCUCCCUACUAGAGGCUCUUGUGGGCUUCAAGCGUGAAGUCACGCACCUCGAUGGCCACGUGGUGCAUCUUUCCGUUCCGCGUGGAACCGUUGUGCAUCCUGACAGCGCAAUGGAGAUUGAAGGGGAGGGUAUGCCUGUUCACGACGAUCCGUCAACCUACGGCCGCUUGCUGGUACAAUUCCACAUUGUAUUUCCAGAGCACGUGGACUCCAUGGCAGCUGCCCAACUCGAGAAAGCCCUGGCCCUUUGA
Molecule: messenger RNA, 1020 nt
Organism: Symbiodinium natans
Lineage: Eukaryota; Dinophyceae; Suessiales; Symbiodiniaceae
Source: the annotation of a GenBank genome assembly